Molecule: messenger RNA, 1020 nt
Organism: Alternaria ethzedia
Lineage: Eukaryota; Fungi; Ascomycota; Dothideomycetes; Pleosporales; Pleosporaceae
Exons: 4
Coding region: 1-1020 (339 amino acids)
Source: RefSeq, a predicted model, not a curated record
AUGCCAGACCGUCCGUCGCGUUUUAAACCGCCUAUACAAGAUCUGGACGUGGUAGACUCCGCUGCCCCGUUCUCCAGAUUACAUCGCGACGUGUCAGUCAAGGAACCGGCCAGGGAGCCAGCAAUCUUGCCCUCAGGAUCAUCUGCCGAGGCAGAAGUCAUCGGAACCAACUUGUGUGAGGAAGCUGCAGCUACCGACAAGCCGCUGGAUACCAACAUCGAAGAAGAUCGAUCUGUCUUGGUUGGUCUCGCGAAUGCGCCAUCUGUUUACGAGAUCCCACGUUCAUCACCACCAGACCUCCGUCUAGCCUCUGUUAGCGGCGGCACACAAGGACUUCGCAACGGGCUUUCGAGCACUCGGAAACGGCGUCUACCAGUACAUGAGCUCGCUUUGCUGCGGACUACUACACUGGAUGGACUACCCCUACCGGGUGAUGUUACUCUCGACGUUGCUGCUCCCAUUGCGGUCGUGGACCCUAUCGAAGAUAGCCAAAUACGUCUUACAAAUACGUUGCACAUCUCCACUUCAGGCGGCGUCAUCAUCACGAAGAGUAGGCUGAUACCGAAGACAACACAACCGCCAGAUUCCGUCGGCCGUCCCAAGACCGAACCAAUGGCAAUGCGCACAGAGCCCCUGGAGAGACCCACGCAACUACCUGCUAACAUGCAGCGAUAUUGUCCAAACCUUCGAGAUGCUUUUGACGGGUUUGUCGGUUCCGAGCUAAAGCUCGUUCCCAAGAAAAGUGUCAACCGCCAAAGGAUCGCCAAUCCGACCAAGAGACAGAAGCCCGGUAUCAAGCGCGAACUAGUUCUACGAGCUGGGUCACCACCUUUAUCGGCGGGUUGGGCUACGACUACCGCAAAUGCUUUAGUUAACGUUCUACAGGCUGGCACAGAUGAUCGACAUGCCCCUGAACUGGGCGAUGAGACACUAUACGAGGAAGCUCACGAAGAAGAUCGUGACAACGAUGUUACUGCUGAGACUGGUCACUACCAGUCCAACCGAGUACCCACAUCUUGA